Scheffersomyces stipitis CBS 6054 is the source of this 1185-nucleotide messenger RNA. RefSeq lists its product as uncharacterized. Bases 1 to 1185 code for a protein of 394 amino acids. The record is from RefSeq and is a predicted model, not a curated record. The transcript has a single exon. NCBI's taxonomy places the organism in Eukaryota, Fungi, Ascomycota, Pichiomycetes, Serinales, Debaryomycetaceae.
AUGACCAUUAUACGACGACUCCUUUCUACUUCCAAUUGGAAACCACCAGAGUCAUAUUUUUCUCAUUCUCCACUUAACUAUGAGUCGUACUCAAGAAGAUUGAAAGGUGCAAUCCACUACAUCGCUCAGAAUGGAAGAUUCACGGAAAGUAUUCUUAUAGAUUGUAUCAGAGCCAAUAGACAGUUACAACAGCAGAACUGGAAUUCGAGCCCAAUAAUCCAGAAGACAAGAUCCAGAAACGACUUUCUCAAUCUCAAAUUGAGUCCCAGCAAUAGUACACUUGAAGAUGAACUAUUCAGUUUUGUAUUCAACAGACACCAAGAACGUUCGUCGAGUCCUGAAAUUGUCCGCUCAUAUCUAAUUACUGAACCUCUCCCUUCCAAUACUGCGCGAGUUAUAGACGUAGGAGUGAAAGGGUUUGAAUACAGUUUUUUGAAGCAGAAAGUUGAACCUUCAUUGGUUUUCACAGCUUUGCGGUUGUUGUUAGACAGAAAAGAUUACCAAAAUAGUUUCAAAUUGAUAGACUCUACAUUCAACUGCGACGCCUACAAGGAGCUACAAAGACAUCAAAUUGGUAGAAACUUGUUUGGUUGGUUUCUGUACAUUGCAGUAGCAACUGUAGUACAAGCAAUAUUAUUUCCUUUGGUUUCAAUAUUGGCCCUCUUCUCGGUGAAUACAGCAACUGCUGGCAUUUUGAUGUACGGACUUCUAAGGUUAGACACGGCUGAAAAUUUGGGUAGAAUCAGCUGGAGACCCUACGUCUCAAUGCUCUACAAAUUUACACAUCGCGAUGAAUUGCUUGCAAUAAAUACUGUUAUCACUCAUUUCGAAGAACAUAACGAAGUGAAUAUCAAAAACUACCACCACAGCCGAGUUCGCAAGCUCUCUAACCUAAAGUUGUUUGACCAGGACGAGUAUGUUUUGGAGCUACCUAACGACAGUGUAGAACUCGCAUCUGUAGAGUAUAGUGGACAGACAUUCCAAGAGGAAAAGGGUAUAGUUGAACUUCAGCAGUACUUCAAACACGAGUUGAACAGCCGGAAGAUGGUCUUCAACGAUUUGCCGGAGGAGUUGAUUUUCCUCGAGUUCUGGUUUACCCACGGUGAAAAUUUCGAGUGGGUAGAGCCAGAUCAGGAUCCGGCAGAGAUCAUAAAGUUAGAUAUCCAAAACCAGAAAACCGAUUAA